Messenger RNA from Vicia faba (fava bean), 4767 nucleotides. NCBI's taxonomy places the organism in Eukaryota, Viridiplantae, Streptophyta, Magnoliopsida, Fabales, Fabaceae. The record is from the annotation of a GenBank genome assembly.
AUGGAGUGGAGUACGUUGCAGCAUCUAGAUCUACGCCAUAUAGGGCGCGGGGUUAGGCCUUUGCAGCCUCACGCUGCUUCCUUUCAUCCUCAUCAAGCUCUUGUUGCUGUCGCCAUUGGAACCUACAUCGUCGAAUUUGAUGCAUUAACUGGAAGCAAGAUUUCCGCUCUUGACAUUGGUGCGCCUGCUGUUCGAAUGUCUUACAGUCCAACAAGUGGACACACUGUGAUUGCAAUCCUCCAGGAUUGUACAAUAAGAUCUUGUGAUUUUGACUUGGAGCAAACUUGUGUACUGCAUUCACCUGAGAAAAAGACUGAGCAAAUUUCUUCUGAUGCAGAAGUUCAUAUGGCUUUAACUCCACUCCAACCUGUUGUGUUUUUUGGGUUCCCUAAGAGAAUGAGUGUGACAGUUGUUGGAACUGUUGAAGGCGGUCGGACACCUACGAAAAUCAAGCCAGACUUGAAGAAGGCUAUUGUAAAUCUUGCUUGUCAUCCUCGCCUCCCUGUACUGUAUGUUGCUUAUGCAGAAGGUUUGAUUCGGGCAUAUAACAUUCAUACCUAUGCUGUUCAUUACACACUUCAACUUGACAAUACAAUUAAGCUUAUUGGGGCUGGUGCAUUUGCAUUUCAUCCAACUCUGGAGUGGAUUUUUGUUGGGGACCGGAAGGGUACACUUCUGGCAUGGGAUGUAUCAACAGAGAGACCAAGUAUGAUUGGAAUAAAACAAGUUGGCUCACAACCAAUUAAAUCAGUUUCCUUUCUCCCCAUGUUGCGUUUACUUGUGACUCUAUCUAAGGAUGGAAAUCUACACGUUUGGGAAACACGUGUUACGGUUAAUCCUAAUAGACCUGCUACGCAGGCUAACUUUUUUGAGCCUGCAGCAAUUGAAUCAAUUGAUAUCCCUCGCAUCCUUUCUCAACAGGGUGGAGAAGCAGUUUAUCCAUUGCCACGAAUUAAAGCUUUAGAAUUUCAUCCAAAAUUGAAUUUAGCUGCACUAGUGUUUGCAAAUGUGACAAGUGCAGACACUUCAAAAAAUAAGGCCUCAUACAGUAAAGAAGGGAGAAAGCAACUUUUUACAGUUUUACAAAGUGCACGGGGAUCUUCAGCAUCUGUUAUAAAGGAAAAACUUUCAGCCUUGGGAGCAUCUGGGGUGUUAGCAGAACAUCAGCUUCAAGCUCAACUACAAGAUCAUCAUCUGAAAGGCCAGAGUAAUCUUACAGUAUCAGACAUUGCAAGGAAGGCAUUUCUUUACAGUCAUUUCAUGGAAGGCCAUAUGAGAAUCUCUCCAAUAUCACGCCUGCCCCUCAUUACUGUUUUAGAUACCAAGCAUCAUCUGAAGGACUUUCCAGUUUGUGAGCCAUUUCAUUUGGAGCUAAAUUUUUUUAAUAAAGCAAACCGAGUUCUUCAUUAUCCAUCCAGGGCGUUCUAUAUGGAUGGACUGAACCUUAUGGCACAUAACCUUUCGUCUGGGUCUGACACUAUCUACAGGAAGCUCUAUAAUUCGAUUCCUGGAAAUGUGGAGUACCGAGCAAAAUAUUUGAUUCACAGUAAAAAGCAGCACUUAUUUCUCGUAGUUUACGAAUUUAGUGGUGCUACAAAUGAAGUCGUGCUUUACUGGGAAAAUAGUGAUGCACAGACAGGAAACAGUAAAAGCAGCACGGUAAAAGGUCGAGACGCAGCAUUUAUUGGCUCCAAUGAAAAUCAGUUUGUUAUACUCGAUGAGGACAGGACAGGGUUGGCUUUAUAUUCUCUGCCAGGAGGGGCCUCUCAAGAAGCUAAUGACAAUGAUAAAGUUCUUGAAGAAAAUCAACCUACAGAGACUAAUGUUGGUUCAAUUCGUGGCCCAACACCAUUUAUGUUUGAAACCGAAGUUGAUCGUAUCUUUUCUACACCAUUAGAUUCAACUUUGCUGUUUGCUUCUCAUGGGAACCAAAUUGGAUUAGUAAAGCUCAUUCAAGGGUACACCUUAUCAACUUCAGCUGCCAAUGGCCAUUAUAUAUCCACCAAAAGUGACGGAACAAAGUCAAUUAAGUUGAAAAGAAACGAAAUUGUACUUCAGGUGCACUGGCAAGAGACCCUACGGGGAUAUGUUGCUGGAAUUUUAACAACACACAGAGUCCUUAUUGUUUCGGCGGCACUUGAUUUGCUUGCAGGAACUUCUACAAAUUUUGACAAGGGACUUCCUUCAUUUAGAUCUCUCUUGUGGGUUGGGCCUGCCCUUCUUUUCUCUACUUCUACGGGCGUUAGUAUACUUGGUUGGGAUGGAAAAGUGAGGCCUAUCUUAUCAAUCAGUAUGCCAUAUGCAGUCUUGGUUGGGGCUUUGAAUGACAGAUUGUUGCUUGCUAGCCCUACAGAGAUAAAUCCCAGACAGAAGAAGGGGGUAGAGAUCAAAAGUUGCCUCGUUGGUCUUCUUGAACCAAUUCUUAUUGGAUUUGCCACAAUGCAGCGAAGUUUUGAGCAGAAGCUUGAUCUGUCAGAAAUAUUAUAUCAAAUAACGUCGAGGUUCGACAGCUUGCGCAUAACACCUAGGUCUCUAGAUAUCCUUGCAAGAGGAUCUACGGUCUGUGGAAAUUUAGCUGUCUCUUUAUCACAAUCUGGUCCACAGUUCACCCAGGUGAUGCGAGGUGUCUAUGCUGUUAAUGCUCUUCGUUUUUCCACUGCUUUAUCUGUUUUGAAAGAUGAAUUUCUGCGAUCCAGAGAUUAUCCAAGAUGUCCUCCCACAUCACAUUUGUUUCACCAGUUCAGGCAGUUGGCUUAUGCAUGUAUCAGGUUUGGUCAGUUUGAUAGUGCAAAAGAAACAUUUGAAGUUAUUUCGGAUUAUGAAGGCAUGCUUGAUCUAUUUAUAUGCCACCUUAAUCCCAGUGCCAUGCGGCGUAUUGCUCAGAAAUUGGAAGACGAAGGCCUUGACUCCGAAUUGAGGCGAUAUUGUGAAAGAAUAUUACGAGUUCGGUCAUCUGGAUGGACACAAGGUAUAUUUGCCAACUUUGCUGCUGAGAGUAUGGUUCCAAAAGGACCUGAAUGGGGUGGUGGAAACUGGGAAAUUAAAACCCCAACCACUGUGAAGGACAUACCUCAAUGGGAGCUUGCUGCUGAAGUGACACCAUACAUGAAGACUGAUGAUGGAACAAUUCCAUCCAUUAUUGUAGAUCAUAUUGGUGUGUAUUUAGGCUCAAUUAAAGGAAGGGGUAAUAUUGUUGAAGUGAGGGAAGGUAGUUUGGUUAAGGCCUUCACGCCAGCAGGUGAUUCAUUGAUGGGUCUGGGAAGCCUUAACAAACAGCUUGUCAGUUCAUCUGCGGAUGAGCAGACUAAAGCCGAAGAAGAAUUUAAGAAAUCUAUGUACGGAGCUGCUGAUGAUGGUAGCAGUAGUGAUGAAGAAGGAGUAUCCAAAAUUAAAAGAAUACACAUUAAAAUACAUGACAAACCAAUUUCCUCUUCUACUGUGGAUGUGAAUAAGAUUAAAGAAGCCACUAGACAGUUUAAACUUGGUGAAGGGUUACCUCCACCAAUGAGGACCAGGUCAAACAGCGGAAGCCAGGAUCUUGGCCAGAUUUUGUCCAUGCCACCAUCAACGACAGGAGCAGCUUCUGCUACUGUUUCAGCUCCUGUUGACCUUUUCGGUACAGAAGCUUCAACUCAACCAGAAUUAAUUUCACAGCCCACUACUGGGCUUGUAGGUGGGGGAGUUACAACAGGACCUAUUCCAGAGGAUUUCUUUCAGAAUACAAUUUCUUCUGUUCACGUUGCUGCAUCACUGCCUCCUGCUGGAACUUUUCUCUCAAAAUUCACUCCAGGGGUUCAAACAAGCAAUACAGCUCCAAAUCAAGGUGCUGCUGAAGCUGCUUCUAGUUUUCAAGGUGGUGUUUCUGCUCAAGCCAUUCAACAACCUGUUGUUCCAAUUGAGUCCAUAGGACUUCCUGAUGGUGGUGUCCCACCCCAAUCCAUGCCUCAGGCUGUAGUCACGCCCCAAUCUCAGCUGCAGCCUACUCAGCCUCAAAUUUCUAGCCAGCCUCUUGACCUUAGUGUACUUGGAGUACCAAAUUCUGCUGAUUCAGGGAAGCUUCCACAAACUGGUUCUGCACCAGUUUCCGUGCAUCCUGGACAGGUUCCCCGUGGGGCUCCUGCUGCUGUAUGUUUCAAGACUGGACUUGCCCACUUGGAACUAAACCAUCUGUCAGAUGCGUUGUCUUGCUUUGAUGAAUCUUUUCUUGCAUUGGCCAAGGAACAAUCUCGUGGAAGUGAUAUUAAAGCUCAAGCAACAAUUUGUGCUCAAUACAAAAUAGCAGUCACUCUUCUUCGGGAAAUAGGACGACUGCAAAGAGUCCAUGGCCCAAGUGUAAUCAGUGCAAAAGAUGAGAUGGCAAGACUUUCACGUCAUCUCGGGUCAUUGCCUCUUCUGGCUAAACACAGAAUAAAUUGCAUUCGAACUGCCAUCAAAAGGAAUAUGGAGGUUCAAAACUAUGCAUAUUCAAAGCAAAUGCUAGAACUACUACUGUCUAAAGCACCUUCAAACAAGCAGGAAGAAUUUAGAAGCCUGGUUGACCUGUGUGUUCAGAGGGGCUUGACUAAUAAGUCCAUUGAUCCCUUAGAAGAUCCCUCACAUUUCUGUGCUGCCACUUUAAGCAGGCUGUCUACCAUUGGAUAUGAUGUGUGUGAUCUCUGUGGGGCCAAAUUUUCGGCCGUGAAUGCACCUGGAUGCAUCGUGUGUGGAAUGGGAAGCAUCAAAAGGUCUGAUGCUAUUGCAGGACCAGUUUCUUCACCAUUUGGCUGA